Messenger RNA from Haliotis rubra (blacklip abalone), 3610 nucleotides. RefSeq names its product LIM domain-binding protein 2-like. Gene Ontology annotation, cellular component: nucleus; transcription regulator complex. The transcript is spliced from 9 exons. The coding region runs from base 328 to 1314 and encodes 328 amino acids. Gene Ontology annotation, biological process: nervous system development; negative regulation of transcription by RNA polymerase II; positive regulation of transcription by RNA polymerase II. The record is from RefSeq and is a predicted model, not a curated record. Lineage: Eukaryota; Metazoa; Mollusca; Gastropoda; Lepetellida; Haliotidae. Gene Ontology annotation, molecular function: LIM domain binding.
GUUAUAUAGAGCUGAGGUGGAGCUAGCAAGUGGCAUCAGGAUGGGGGAGCCAGCGUUGCAGCUCCCAAUAUUGUGACUUCGCCAGCAUGGGCUUGUCCAACAUCCAAGCAUGUGGUUUGCCUUAGUUACAACUGUACUAUCAUCUACCGAGACUGGAAUAAUGUGUGGAGGAACUGGGGCUUUGUUGUUAGCUCGUAAACAGCCAGAACAACCCAUGUGCUCAGUGUGACUGUCAACUGCUGGUCACUCUGCCUUACCCGUGUCCAUUUCAAUGUCCAACAAUUGACUGGCUGUCCAUGGUGGCGACAUUGAUCGGAACAGCUUGUAAUGAUGAACAUGAACCCUGACCCCUUCUACUCCUCUCCUUUCUCUACCUUUUACAGGAGGCCCACCCCCUAUAUGGGCCAGCCAGACUACCGCAUCUAUGAACUCAACAAAAGACUGCAACAGAGGACGGAGGACAGUGACAAUCUCUGGUGGGAUGCCUUCGCCACCGAAUUCUUUGAAGAUGAUGCCACACUGACGCUCACUUUCUGUCUAGAAGAUGGACCAAAACGCUACACAAUCGGGCGGACAUUAAUCCCCCGGUAUUUCCGGAGUAUAUUUGAGGGUGGCGUCACAGACCUGUACUAUGUACUCAAACAUCCCAAAGAGUCUUUCCACAACACAACGAUAACCCUGGACUGUGACCAGGCCAUGAUGGUGACACAGCAUGGCAAACCCAUGUUCACUAAUGUGAUCACAGAGGGGCGGCUGGUCUUAGAGUUCACCUUUGAUGACCUGAUGAGGAUUCGGUCAUGGCAUUUUGCCAUCAGGCAGCAUCGAGAGCUGAUUCCACGGAGUGUCAUUGCUAUGCAGCAGGAUCCAGCCAUGGUGGAGCAGCUGUCCAAGAACAUCACGCGGCAGGGCCUCACUAACUACACUCUCAACUUCCUCAGGCUAUGUGUGAUUCUUGAGCCAAUGCAGGAGCUGAUGUCUCGCCACAAGGCGUACGGCCUCAACCCUCGGGACUGCCUCAAGACAACACUGUUCCAGAAGUGGCAGCGAAUGGUAGCGCCACCUGGUAAAGUCCCCCUGCCAGCAGAACACCCGAGCCGGCGAACCUCGCCGUCCGAUCAAAAUAUGGCCAAACAUACGGGAAGUGGGCAAUUUAUGCCCCAGUAUUGGGAAAAAGCAACCCGGCCCCAAACAAACGACGGAAGAGAAAGGCAUCUGCGGGGAACAACACGGGCAUCAACAGCCGUGAGGGAGGGCCCAACAAAAAGCGCUCACCCCCCCAGGCCUUCAACAUCGGGUCGUCAGUACCAGGGGUAAGUGGAUGUGAUGGUAGUGGGUGAGCCGACACUGAUGGGUGGUGAGUUUGGGGAUGAAGAUGAGCGGCUCAUCACCCGUCUGGAGAACACACAGUAUGAGCCCAACGCCGGGGAGGAGGAACAGGACAAGUUCCAGAACUCACCGGCACUGCAGUCGGGUUCGUGGGGGCAAGACAAGAAGACGCCACAGCCCACGGCAACCACGCCAGUGUCCGAGACAGAGAUCAAAACAGAAUGAAAAACAAGAUAGGUUUUGGAUUUACCAAGAGAAUUGUGCAAAGCUAGUGACAGGAUCUCGACAGUGAAGGGAAGCAAUUGGACAAUAUAAGAAUAACACUAAGCUAUACAGAUAUGGAUGAUAUCGGAUGAUAUCACAUCUGAUAUUAACAGAAAUGUGACUAUUCUGUAACAGAUGAAAGAAUGUUACUUUGGGGGUAUUGAUGGAAUCCUUGAUGACAAUAUUGUCAGAUUUUAUACCGGAAUAAAAAUUAAGUAAAUUAUAUUUGUAAGUGACAGUGGAUGAGAUUGAUAGCAGUAGAGAUUUGGGAGUUAUAUUGUAAAAAUGGGAUUAAAAUUGCCUCUUUGUAUGUAAUAUUGUUAUGUUGUUUCAACAUUGAAAAAUACUUCGGAAAGAUCUGCCUUUUGUUUCAUUGAUAAUUGACCUGGUGUGGUAAAUUUUCUAAAAGUGAGAUGUUUUCUCAUGCUGUUACAGGUUCAAUAAUAUUGCUAGAAUGACCUUUCAUCUGAUCCACAUUCAGGGUUAUAUAUUGUUAUUAUGAACUUGUGGUAUAUCAUACAAUUGUCGGUGUAGUUUAGUAUUUAUAACAUUUCAUUUGAAUAUUUAUUUACCCUGAUGCAUUUCGGAGCUUCCAGUUAUAUCCACAGGAAUAAUUAAGCUGUUUCAAAUUGUGUCAAACAUGAAUCUCUACCUUCAAGGAUACUGAAACUUGUGACAGAACUUCCAUAGGACCGGGAUUUAACAUCUACAAGUAUAUCUGUAUGGGACCAGCUGACAAAGCAGGUCAUUUGGUAGCUGUCAAUGAGUAUUUAUUUUGUUUUGAAGCAUCAGAACUAAGGGCAAACUACUAGGAACCUUGUUUGAACCAGAUACGAAAGUGCUGGUACAAAUUUUUUGUUGAAGUCUUUUCAAAGGGAAGUAACUCUGGUGUUUAUCCAGUUGUCCCACCAUUAAUCUUUUUGAAGGAAUAAAUAACUUUAUGUUAAGUCACUUAUCAUAUUCAUUUAUAUUCACUUUGAAUUUGAUAUUUUGUCUAUUAUGUUGAAUUCCUUCCUCUUUUUUAUCCAAACAAAAAAAAACUGUUCAAGGCAGCUUUGGAGAAAGAGAAGUAUUUCAACCUGUUUUGAUGUUGUCAACAUAAAACUGUCCUGUUUCAAGGACACUGAACAAACCAGAGAUUGACAGGAACAAAUAUAUCUUUCAUCGAGCAAAUGUGUUGUCAUUAUCAUACUUCCGUACAGUUUCGUCUGCAUGAUGUUAUACUGCAUGUAUCAACCGUGACCCUUUCAUGACACAUUAUAUAUAACAUAUCAUCUAGCGAACUAACAUGGACUAGGACGUUACGGCAUGAAAGGCUCAAGAAAGCUGAGGAUUAGCGACCUUUCAUGUUCUGUCAUGAUGAAGGUCACAAUGGAAGGUUUUUAAAAAAAAUUAACUGUCAACCAUUUUUGGAGGCACAAUGUCAGCUUUUUUUGUCCUUGUUUUGAAAUUCGAAGGAUGUUUUCUAAGGAUGAUGAAUCCUGGACACAUCUGGGUAAUGUUGCAGAACAGCAUGGCUCAUGCAUGACUGCCUUGUGCUCUUUCUUUCUCUGAACAUCACUCCACCCUAAACUGCCAACUUGUUUCGUUACCCCUUUACUGGAUCUGACUCGGAAUCUCCUGGAAUUAUAGCAGACUUUUAUAUUCUUUCUGAGCUGUAUAUUUAUUCCAUUAUUACUUUCAGAUUUGUAAAUACAAAUAGAUCCUCGUAACUGUCCUCUCUGAACUCAACUGUGUGUAACCUCAUGCUUCCACUAAGGUUGUUGCUAUGUAUUCCUGAAAGUCAGCAGCCACUAUUGGCACCAUUUUGUGUAGUACCUGAUAUUAUUUAGUGCCUGCCCUGAGUUUGUCAUUAAAUCAUUAUAUAUACUCAUGGGCUUGGGGACAAAGCAUUGUACAUUCUACAUUUGAUGUGUAAUCAUUGUGGUCAGUUGUAAAUGUCCUAGUAUUCUUAGUCAACAAAAUUGUUGUGGGUAAUUUUCAUCAAAACAUUGAAUAAAACUAUAUGUUUUCAAUGAAA